UUGAUCCCACGCGGUUCAAGCUGGGACAGCGAGUCCAACCGUGCCUACAGGCUGAAGUGGGAAGCUUGGGAAUGGCUAUACUCCGUGGCGCGAUGCCGUUGUAUCGGCCUUGAAGUACGACUGCAGGGUCCGUGGGGUACGGUGGUAGACGUGGUGGGGGUCGGGCCGGGCAACACGAUCUACGCGGUAGAAGUGAAGGCAUCACGGGCGGACUUCGCCCGCGACAACCACACCGAGGCGGACAUUGACCGCCUGCGGCGGCGGCGGGAUGCGCUGAACCGCCGGAUCCAGUUGGCCCAGUCUCCCGGAUACCAAUCCCUGAUUGGAGAUUGCAGCCGGCUGGAGCAGGAAGCGGAACGGUUGCGCGAACGGUUGACCACGGUCUCGACCAAGUUUCACAACCCGCGCUUCCUGAGCAUCGCCGACUACCACUACCUCAUGGCGCCGCGGGGCGUGGUACUGACGGAAAUGGUCCCGCCCGGUUGGGGCCUGCUGGAACCCGGUCCCCGCGACAUCGUGGCGGCGCCGGCCAAAACGAUCCGAAAAAACACCGGCAUCGUUUCCAACGUGCUGCGCGCCAUUGCUCGGUCCAACACCACCGCGAUGAUGCGGGCGUAUGGCGUCAAGUUCGGGGCGGCUGGCGCGGCGUUUCCGACUGCCGACAUCGGUGCCCACCGUUCCGGGUCCCAGCCGACUUCCCAGCCUGACAACCUUGCCAUUACGCAGCCAAAGAAGGACGAACAUGCCGGAUAUCACCAUUGA
Messenger RNA from Geodia barretti, 762 nucleotides. The record is from the annotation of a GenBank genome assembly. NCBI's taxonomy places the organism in Eukaryota, Metazoa, Porifera, Demospongiae, Tetractinellida, Geodiidae.